AGCCGGUUGGUGACCACUUGUUGUGUUACUUUAAUUUGUCAAUUCAAUUAUGUCCAGGAACAUUGAGAUCAAAGCUGUGUUGAAGGACCCAGACGCAGCCCAUUCAUGGGCCAAAAAAUUAAGUAACAGCGAUGGAGAAAUUAUUCGACAAACGGAUACGUUUUUCAAGAGUCCUCAAGGGCGCCUGAAGCUCCGAUGCUUUGAGAAUGACACCGGCUUACUCGUUUAUUACGAACGUUCUGACACAGAAGGACCAAAAGUCUCAGACUAUUCUCUAGUGGAAUUAGCUAGUAAAAAAGGAUGCGACGAGAUGAAGAGUAUAUUGAAGAAGAUAAAUGGAAUAUCUGGAGUUGUGGAGAAGAUCAGGCACCUAUACAUGGUAGGCCAGUCCAGGGUCCACAUCGAUACUGUCACGGAUCUGGGAGAUUUCCUCGAAAUUGAGGUAAUUCAGGCUCAAAUCAAUUCAAAUGCAAAUCAACGACGAUUGACGUUAUUGAUUAUAUUGGAAGGCCAAGCCAUUUGCAACAACCUACUUGAAAAAUUGGGAAUCUCCAAUGAUGAUUUAUUAGCUAGUGCUUACAUCGACAUGCUGCAGAAGAAGAAUAAUAAAGAAUAAGAAACAGAAUUGUAUUGUG
Messenger RNA from Fopius arisanus, 635 nucleotides. RefSeq lists its product as uncharacterized. Bases 50 to 616 code for a protein of 188 amino acids. The record is from RefSeq and is a predicted model, not a curated record. The transcript is spliced from 2 exons. Lineage: Eukaryota; Metazoa; Arthropoda; Insecta; Hymenoptera; Braconidae.